GUCGGGUUGUGAGUUCGCUUGUUUGAAUACCGAACCUACGAUCCGACCGCGACCAAUCCGUGCUGUUUUUACAAUGUGUGUGUAAGUUGUCAAAACUUGUCCGGCGACGUAAGAGUUCUUCCGAGAUCAACGAAAGUAUCAAGGCAUUUUUGAAGGGAAUUCAAAUUAAAAUGUCUUUUGAAAAUAAUAAAUCUUUUUGGGAGGAAUUUAUCCAACUUUACCAGGAAAAUCCUUGUCUUUGGGACAUCAAGUGUAAGGAUUACCGCAACAAACAGAAAAAAAAUGCUGCGUAUGAGAAUUUAAUUAACAAAAGCAAAGAAAUGUUUCCAGAUGCCAACAAGAAAUUUGUUAUCAAAAAAAUAUCAUCCUUACGGUCAUCUUUCCGACGCCAGAUAAGGCGAAUUAAUAGUUCAAAGAGAAGUGGGGUGGGAACAGAAGAUGUACCAGAACCUACAUUGUGGUAUUUUGAUCUAUUGUCUUUCCUGAUGGAUCAAGAAGAGUCUCGUGCAGCGGUUUCUUCGAUAGAAGGAAAUAACCUGACCAAUCACAGGCCUCAUUGCCAGAAACCUCAAGGUGGCCAACAGACGUUCUUCAACGCUUACUGCUUCUCUGAAUAA
Molecule: messenger RNA, 617 nt
Organism: Acanthoscelides obtectus
Lineage: Eukaryota; Metazoa; Arthropoda; Insecta; Coleoptera; Chrysomelidae
Source: the annotation of a GenBank genome assembly